UGUGAGGUGGCAGUCCUCAGAUUUGGCUUGGCCCUGUUCUAUCCAUUAUAUACUCACUGUUUUCAGUUUUAUGCAUAGUUUACUGUACAAUCAAACUCUGUAGUUGUCGAAACUGUGCAGUUCUUUCCUAGUCGGUUCACAGGUUUCCUCAAAGUUCUUCUGUUUCCCAAGGUGGUGGGUUCCCGUUUCCUACUUUGCUAGUUGCUACAGAAGUAGGAACCCAUUGUACAGAAUCAAAGAUAAGGUAGGUACCGGGCAAUCUCUAGACUCUAGCUAAAGAUUAAAGCUCUUGAAAUUGAUAAAGAAGGGCUUGAGUUUCGUUCCAGCAAGCAUCACAUCAGUUAUCCAGCUACAGAUUGUUUUAUCUUGUACACCUUUCUAUUCCUGCUCCAUAAUGCUAGUUACUAGUCCUGUUGUCUUCGUAAGUGGAUCUCGUUGACAAUCGUAGAUGGAACUAUACAUUUGUUUUCCUACUCCACUGCUAGUUACUGCAUUUGUAAAUGUGUUUAUUGGAAAAUCCAAAAGCAAAUUCAGAACUGCAGUGGAGAAGUUAGUGUCCAUGUCCAGUAUAAAUCCAAAAUCUAGUCAUUCAUCUUUAAUAUUUUCUCUAGUACUAUGAUCUUCUCAUGGGUUUCUUAAGAAAAUGUUAGGUGCUCCUUAACUUGGUUGUGAUGUGGUUAUAUUUUCUUGUUUUUUUCCGAAAGGGUUAUAUUUUUCUUAAAACUAGUAAUGUAUGUUCUUCAUAAGAUUAAGAUCGUCUAACUUAUACAUACUCGUGAUUGGCCCACAUGCGCAAAUAUCGCCAGUAAGGUGCAAUUGUUUUCUUCAUUUCUGUGCAGAAUGGCCAAUGGCAUCAAUCUCCCCGUGUUUAUUAAUGCAUAUAUGGUUGGAGCAUAUUCCUUGGCAGCAUGCCUGACACCUGUUCGUCUUCUGGGGUGUUAUGUUCAGCAUACUUUUUAUCUUCUAUCAAAGGAAGGCAGAUUUCGAACUUCUUUUCCUUCCAAGGUAAAGAAUCACAUUUCCAAUGGCUUCGCUGGACAGAAAGGGCCCCAGCUUUUUCAGGAGCUAUUUGACUUCCCACCCAGCUCAUCAGUUUGAUAACCUUCCAUGACAUGUCUACUGUUGCCUGUAGUGACCAUACUGAGCUGGCAUAUCAAUUAGGAAAUUUCUGCCUUGUUAAAAGUAGUGGCCCUAGCCGCCCUACUACCUUUGGUAUAUAGUGUACACCAUGCACAUCAAACGUUCUCUUCUUAUACCAAUCCCCUUCACUUGCACUUAGCCCCAGACACAUUAGAGGGAUUCAUAUCCAAAAGCCAUGUUCAAUCCUUCUUCCUCGCUCGCUCCCACCUACAGUGACCCCUCCAUGCACCAUGCAGUGAACCCCUCUGGUGAUUUGCACACAGCUCCGACCGAAAUUCCUCGCGGCACCGGUUUCCUCCAUGCCAAUGGUGGCCUGUUUUCUCCGGUCGAUGUUGCUGCUUCAGCGCCGCCUUCCUGCAUCUCUCCCCUUCCUCCCUACAAUAUCAACACGAUCACCAGCACACACCCCUUACCAUUUCACCUCCAGUCUCUUGAACCCCUCAACGGUAAUGCUGCCUUCUCUUGCCCGUCUCGUUCGACAUGGCAGUUGCAUCCACCCCCAUUUGCUUCCUCCCCUUCCUCGUCCUCUGGUGACUUCUUUGAAUUCAGCAGCUCCGAUACCAUGCGGCGUGUCCUCAGCACCGGUGACCUGCAGGGCAACAAUGUUUCGCCACCAUUGCCGCCACCGCCAAUACCGCCACAAUUUCCAGGCGACAACUGCAGCCAGGAAGCUGGUGAUCCUUUUUCAGAGAAGGUGGGGCGUUACAGCGCCGAGGAACGGAAGGAGAGGAUCGAGAGGUACCGCGCCAAGCGCCAGCAGAGGAACUUCCACAAGAAGAUAACUUACGCUUGCAGGAAGACGCUGGCAGAUAGCCGGCCGAGGGUGCAGGGCCGCUUCGCCAGGAACAUGGAGGCGGAGGGCGACAUGGAGACGGAGGCGUCUGACAUCAGCUACGAGUACUGCCCAUACAACAACCUCGGCGGCAACCGCUACGACAGCCAGAGCCAGUGCGUGGAAACCGUCGGUGAUGGCACGGCGUUUGACGACAGCAAGUGGUGGUGGGGCACGCCGGUGGCAGCCAACAGGCAGCAGCAGCUUGGUUUCGACGUCGACGACGACGAAUCCCAGCUGUGGGCCAGCCUCGCUGACAUGUGCUAGCUCCGCCACCUGAUUGGUGCUGUCUGGUCUGCUGGUGCGAGGAGCACCGAGCGGCGGCGGCGGCUGCAGUGGUCAGAGCGGCGUCGCUGACCUUCUUAAGCCCGGCCCGCCACCGUACCCGUAGUGCAUGCAGCUUAAUUAUUUAGCCUUUAGUAGAAGAAAGAAGGAAAGAAAGACGAGGAUGAAGAGGACCUCUCACUCACCUCCCAGCUUCUUCUCCGUGUGUUCCGUCCGAGUCAGUCAGACAGUUAGCAUUACUUUCUACUCGUGUUUUACAAUCUUGUUCCAUAAAGCAUAGCCCUGCUGUUGCUUUCUGCUACUCCAUUGAUACCCGAAAAAUCAAAACAAAUCUCCUUGCCGUAA
Messenger RNA from Triticum aestivum (bread wheat), 2602 nucleotides. RefSeq lists its product as uncharacterized. Gene Ontology annotation, biological process: regulation of flower development. The record is from RefSeq and is a predicted model, not a curated record. Lineage: Eukaryota; Viridiplantae; Streptophyta; Magnoliopsida; Poales; Poaceae. The transcript has 3 exons. Gene Ontology annotation, molecular function: protein binding; DNA-binding transcription factor activity. The coding region runs from base 1316 to 2239 and encodes 307 amino acids. Gene Ontology annotation, cellular component: nucleus.